AAACCACAGGUUUUACAGAAACUACCUCUUCUGCCUCAUACAACCGCAUACAGUGGAAAUACUGAAAUUCUAAUGUAUAACCCUGCAGGAUUACCAUAAUGGAAUCAAAUAAUCGAGGAGAAGGGAAACGUCUUCCACGACUGGCCGCUUCUCUUACGAUCCGCUUUGCUCCAGAACGAGAUCCUUCCUUUGCUGUUAACAGGGCAGGCCUGGGGGUUCCUCUUGCUGGAUAUGAUGGGCAGUCUUCCUACUUGGCUGAAGACUUUAGAUCCAAAACCCCUGACCACCUGGUUCCAGGUGCUUCAGAGGAGCCCAGCCCACCUGGGUUGCAGACUCCAAAAAGCCUUAUGCUGGAGCCUUCACCUUCAGUAGAGGAGGAUAGUGAUGGCACAGAAGAAUGUCUUUCGCUCAAGAGCCUGGGCAGCAUUUCUGAAGGGGAAGGCACUCUACUGGGGCAAAGUUGCACAACUGAGGGCUCUCCGAAGAGAGGAAAGAGGACUGGAGUGAGUUUUACAGAUUGGCACAAGAAUCGUGUGGCGGCCCUGUGUAGCGAACGUUUCAACAAACUGCUGAAAGAAUGCCCAGAGUACUACAGUACUAAAAGCUGCCUUGCUGCGUUCAUACUGGAAAGAGAGGUGAUUGACACUGGAGGGCAGUGCUGUGAGCAGUAUGAAGUGGUGGCGCUGGGCACAGGGCAGAGUUGCUACAGCGGUUGGCACUGUUUUACAGGCUCACUUGUUCAUGACUGCCAUGGCAUCGUGAUUGCACGCAGAGCUCUUAAAAGGUACCUGUAUAAGCAGCUAAUGCUGUUUUACAGUUCCCAGCCAGAGCUUAGAGAACGCUCAAUAUUUCAAAGCUGUCCCACAGAGCAGCUGCUUCAGAUUAAACCAAAGAUCUACCUGCACCUGUACACCAAUCAGACCCCCAAAGGAGCAGCACAGUUUAUACUAAUGAAGUCUCAGAGCAGUGGCUACCCAUCGCUAAAGCUGCAGUGCCAUUCUAAAGGCUCUCUGAUCCCAGCUGCCUUCCUGCCUCCUAGUGUCUGGGGCGCCCGUGUCUGCUGCAUGUCCGACAGUGCAAAACUCUCCCGCUGGACUGUCACUGGAGUACAGGGGGCACUGCUAAGUCACUUCAUCAAGCCAUUGUACAUCACUAGUACCAUACUUGUUUUCUUUUCAUGUCUAGGUGACUCAAGCCACUAUGCAGAAAUAGUCUCAGAUACCAUCAAUAAGCGCCUGGGGACUGAUUUAAAAGACAUCCUGAUUCCUCCAUACCAACAAACAAACAUCUUCUUCCAGAAUGGAGGGAAUGUGGGACCAGCUAUGAUCUCAGAGCACUGCAAAGACCUUAGUGUAAACUGGUCUCUGGGAGACUCCAGCAUUGAAGUUCUGGAUAGCACAACUGGCCAUGCCAUCAGUGGGUCUCCUUUUGUAAGCGGGCCUGGGUUUUCCAGUAGACUGUGUAAAAGAUCUCUGUACUUCAGUUUCAGAACAGUGGCCAUGCUUUUUGGUCAACAAGAGCUUUUGUCUUUUACAACCUACCGCAAAGCUAAGAUGGCUGCCCACCUGUAUCAAAAGGCCAAGACUAUGGUGAACCAACAGUUUUUGGCCAACCACGCUGGACCAUGGAAUUCAAAACAUCUGGUGGACAAUUUCAGUUUCUGAAUACAUGCCAUAGUUCUGGUUCUAAUUGUUAUCACUGUUUGUUGUUAAAAGAGUUAAUUUAAUGAAACCAUAAUAUGUUCAGUUAGAGAGUACAUUUGUUAGGAAGGAUAUAUUUACAUUUUACAAUGUAAAGUUCUAAAAUUGUUUUUGUUUUUCUUUUUUGACUUCAUUAUUUGGCUUAGUGUUGCUCCUUCAGGAAAAUGGUUUAAUAAAGCUAUUCUGUUAAUGUUA
Trichomycterus rosablanca is the source of this 1895-nucleotide messenger RNA. It is a transcript of the gene adad2, whose product is annotated as adenosine deaminase domain containing 2. Gene Ontology annotation, biological process: adenosine to inosine editing; RNA processing. Gene Ontology annotation, molecular function: double-stranded RNA binding; double-stranded RNA adenosine deaminase activity; tRNA-specific adenosine deaminase activity. Gene Ontology annotation, cellular component: cytoplasm; nucleolus. The record is from RefSeq and is a predicted model, not a curated record. NCBI's taxonomy places the organism in Eukaryota, Metazoa, Chordata, Actinopteri, Siluriformes, Trichomycteridae. The coding region runs from base 99 to 1664 and encodes 521 amino acids. The transcript is spliced from 9 exons.